This is a messenger RNA of Magallana angulata, 3502 nucleotides long. RefSeq lists its product as uncharacterized. The record is from RefSeq and is a predicted model, not a curated record. The transcript has 6 exons. The coding region runs from base 166 to 1143 and encodes 325 amino acids. Gene Ontology annotation, cellular component: cortical actin cytoskeleton; plasma membrane; site of polarized growth. Gene Ontology annotation, molecular function: actin filament binding. Gene Ontology annotation, biological process: regulation of actin filament polymerization. Lineage: Eukaryota; Metazoa; Mollusca; Bivalvia; Ostreida; Ostreidae.
UUGUCCAGACAUUCUUUAAAUUCCCCGCAUACUUGUGAACUCAGUAAUGUACACGGAUGUAAAAGAAUGACAGAUAUUUCUGUUCCACUGGGAUAGUUUAGUGCAUGUGUUAAUCUGAAGUACAGAGCUCAAGGAUUUUUUUUAUUGAUUUUCUUUUAAAUAACCAUGAGUACAUCAACAGAAUUUGUUGACGGUGCUAAAUUUGUGGAGGCCAUCCAUUCUGUGCGAGAUGACAGCACUGGUGAUAAGUAUGUCAUUGUCCAGCAUGUAGAUGGUAACCCCAACAAACUGACCGUCCUCCGAACAGGGCAGGACCCAGCCGAAAUAGCCAGUUAUUUAGACGACACUCAGGCCAUGUAUGCCCUCGCCAGAUAUGAGUCUACUUUUGAUAUGUCCAACACCAUCAAGUUUGUUUACUUCAGAUGGAUGGGAGACCAAAUUCCUUUUGGCAAAAAGGGUCGCUAUGGAGUGGUACAUGGCAGCAUAGAAGAGAAGUUUACCCCAUUUCACCUGAUGAUAGAAACAAACUCCAGGGAUGAUUUCGAUACAGUCAAAAUUUUACAGCAGCUAGAAGAAAACACAGGGAAGAAAUCAAAAGUUUUAGAAACAAAGACUCCAGGAAUGCAAGAAAGAGGGUUUACAAAUAACCAACUCCCACAAAAGAGGGCUCCCCAGCAGUCCUCUGUAGCUACCCCAGGGGUGUCCAAAAUCGGUGGAAGAAUCGACAUUACUUCUGAUGUCAUGUGUGCGUUAGGAGAGGUUCGUAAGGAUGAUGAUGACACUCGAUGGAUGCUAGCUGAGUACGAAACUGCAAAAGGACCAGUUACAUGUACCGGCAAAGGGUCAGGUGACCUAUCCGAGCUGAAAGAGAGUCUUGAUGAUACCAAAGUCAUGUACGGCUUGUAUAGAGUGACAGACACUGUGGAUGACAUCACCACAGUCAAAUUCGUUUACAUUCAAUGGGUUGGUUGCAAUGUUAAACCAAUGAUGAGGGCCAAAAUAUCAACCAAUAAGGGCAUCGUAGAAGAGGCCUUUGCUCCAUUCCAUGUCAACAUAUUUGCCACUGAGCUAUCUGAUCUGUCAGAGAAAAUCGUUAUGGAUAAGGUUACGGCUGCAUCGGGAACUAUGUCACAUGUGAAGUGAGAAGUCCAAGUCAGCAGACAGUUACAAUUAACAUUCAUGUGUAUUUGAUGUAGUCAGCAGUAUUACUCAAACAUUCCGCAAGCAUUGGAAACAGAAUAUUCUGCGAGCAUUAAGAACAAAAACAUUAUUCCUACCUUAUAUUUUGUAUCCUUUCUAGUGCUGUACAUGUAGUGUGUUGUAAUUGUCAUGACAGUUACUUUGGUUUGUCUGUGAGAUCUGAAUUGGGUGCUAUGAAAUCAACCACUACGUAUCCAUGGUUCAACUAUGUUUUACAGUUCUGUAUUAUGCUUUAUAGAUAUUAAAAAAAGGAAUGUCAUUCAUUUAAUCACAAAUUGAUUAGUUUAAUUACUCUGUCUGAUUCAGAAUAUCAAUAUAAAUGUCUGGAAUUAAUACAUGUAUAAAAUGCUAAAAAGUAAUACUUAGUUUGAAAAUUAGCUUUUAAUGUGUCUCACAGAGCCAAAAAGAAGCUUUCUUGAAGAAAAUUAUUAGUAAAUUUCUCAACAAUUUAAAAUGUUUAUUUUUAACCAAUUUAAAAAUGCCAUAUAUCUACUACUCAUAUUGUUUUUGCAUUAUUUGAUAUUACUUUGCAUUAAUUCAGUUGGAUUUGAUUUAAUUAAAACCAAUUAAUCAUCAUCAUUAGGUAUUGUGCAAUUUGAUUCCUUUUUGAAUUUUAUAUACUUGCUUGUAUAUAUCACUGACUAUAUUUAUGUCUUUCUGAGAUCUGAAAUCUAAUUUAAUGACAAUUUUGCUUUUAUCUAGAUUUAAGCCAGUUUUAUAUAGCUCUUUUAAAAUUAUUACCUGAAUAUAUGCAAGAUACAUAAUUAUAUUUAGAAUCUCUUUUUAAUGUACUUUCUUUUUUGUAAUUGAUAUACAUUGUAUUAUUUGCUCUUCCAUAUCAAUCUACCUUACAUAACAUAUAGUCCUAGAUUUUUAUACUGUUUAUAUAAUUGUAUAUAAAACAUAUUCCUCUAUACAAUUUAUACAGGUAUAAACAAAAAUCAUUUAGCAGGAUUUUUCACUUUACUUUUUAUUUUUGUACAUGAAAUUAUGUAUGUUUUAAUGAAGUAACCAUCAUGCACCAUGUGGUCAUUUUAAGUUUGACACUAUUGAUGAACAUGGUAAAUCCUACAGAUGUCAUUUCAAAACACUACACUCAGUUUCAUGUUUACAAACAUGUUUCUUGACCAUUGAGAGAAAGUAGCUGAUCAAAUACAGUACGAUAUGAUGUAGGUGGAUUGGCUACUGCAGCCCUCGAGAAAUUGUAAUGGCAUAAUGUUACAAGGGUCAGCUGAACAGGGUAAAAAGGGUUUACUGUUAUAUUGGAAGUACUUGGCUUUAAAAAAGAUUACAUAUACCCACUAUUUGCUGGUGGCUAAAUUAAAUUUCUAUGCUGUGAGCUAUUAAAUGGUAGAUUUUUUAUUCAUGAAUGCAUAAAUUUGAAAAUAGAUUUUAAAUCAGUGCCACACAGAAAUGGCAAAUUCUGCAACAAUCCUUCAAUCUAGUCAGCUAAUACAUGUAUAAUAUUAUUAAGGAAUUUUGUGGACAGGCCAAUUUAGUCACUUUCAGCAAAUAUGAUUACUAGUUAGCAUUAAUAAGAUAUAAAAAAAAUUUCUAUGAUUUGAUGUUGAUCGUAUUUUGGGCCAAUGUUAACAUUGCGUCUACAGUAUCUGUGUUUUAUGUCUUUUAAUAACAUGCUUAUUAAAUCACACCUUUAGCAUCAUGUAUUAUACUUAUUCAGUAACAUCAUAGACUUCAUAUCAGGAAAAUGUCAGUAAUAUUCAUGUACUUUAUCUAGUAGUACCAUGCUCAUUAUGAUGACAUGGUUUAAAUUUCAGUAACAUCAUGUACUUAAUUUAGUAAUACCAUGACAACAUGGUUUAAUUUCAGUAACAUCAUGUACUUAAUUUAGUAAUACCAUGACAACAUGGUUUAAAUAUCAGUUACAUCAUGUACUUAAUUUAGUUAUAUCAUUAUGACAUGCUUUUAUUGUCAGUAACAUUAUGUUAUUUAUCUAGUAACACGUGCAUUCACAUUCAUAACUGAACUUUAAAAUAAAAAUAUUUUAUUUUCAGUGCCAUAUGUUCCACCUUUAAAUUUAUAGUGGCACAAAGUUAUUAACAAUGUAGUAACACCUUGUGUUUAUAAUUGACUUGAACUGAGUCACACCAUGUACUUCACUUCAAUUAACGUAGAUUGACAAGUCUUUUAAAGACUGAGUACUUAGGACUGUACUGGCAUAAUGAUAUGAUCUGAUCUAUCUGCAUGUUACAUGAUGAAAACCAAGGACUGGAUUUAUUGUAAUACUGAAGAAAUGAUGUGUUGUUCAGUGUGUAUUAAAUAAAUAACAUUACCCCAGUAA